CAUCUGUGGUGAGUGGUGACAGAUGACAGCAACUAAAAUAAAAGGGUUUCAUUUGGGUAAAAUAAAAUAAAAAUAUCCAGGACAAGAAGACACAACAACACGUAAUAACAAAGUUUAUUCUUUAGGAAUAAGCCAUUAAAAUUAAAGAGAAAUUGGUGAAUUUAUUUAUACUUUACAAAAUUUCAUCUGAAGCGGAAAAUUCGAAGUCGUGAUUCAUCAGUAAAAGAGUGUUUUUUUGCCCCCGUACAGUACGUAAAAAAGCUAUUUACUAAGAUCUUGUGGACUUGCAAGCAAUUAUGGCCGAGUGGAAACAGCUGAUAAAUGAAUGGAUAGCAGAAUAUACCUCCUUACAAGAGAAUGAAAUAAAGAGUUUUGCAGCAGAACAUGAGCAUAACCACGAAAUCGCAACAGCUCUUUUCAAUUUAUUCUACAGUGAAGAUGAAUGCGAUAUUAACUGCAGCAACAAAAAUCAAAAUGAAAGUCCAGAAGAGAUACUUGAAAAUGUGUGCACUCAACUAUUUAGUUUCUAUAGAUCCAAAGAAGUGGAACUUCAAAGAUUCACAUUGCAAUUUGUUCCAACACUCAUCUACAGCUACCUAAGCUCAGUGGCUCAAGGAAACUUAAAGUCAUGUCGCUGUAUUGAGACACUACUCAUCGGUUUAUACAACUUUGAAGUUGUUGAUGAAACUGGAAAACCUAAAGUAGUCUCAUUCCGUCUUCCAUCCUUAGCACAACCAUCAAUCUAUCAUGAGCCUCUGUCUUUAGGGCCACAGUUUCUGACUGAAAAUGCUUUACGAAGAUGGGAGGAAUGCAACACAAAAUUAGUGAGUUGGGGCCCAUUAUCACAGGUAGAAGUGAUAAACGCACAGAAUCGUCUAAAGGUGAUGUCAGCACUGUAUUUCAUUUAUAAUCGGCAACUGAGUUUGUUACCAAAGCUGGCAUUGAGACAUUUCUGCAUUGCAGCUUCAAGAAUCGUGACCCAAGGGUUCCACAAAAAAAUUGGUUGCAAUAAAUCCACCCCAAGAAUUCCAGUGUCACCGAACUUCCUAUUAGAAAUGAUAGAAGGCGCCUACUUUGCCAUGUUUAAUGAAUUUUAUACAUUGGCUCUGCAAGCAGUAAAAGAUAUAGAUAGGCGGGCGCAGUACGAGUUAUUUCCUGAUGUUAUGCUAGUCACUAGUGCUGUUAUAAACUCCUUGAAAAAUAAUUCCUCAGGUCAACCUUGUGAUGGUCCAAUGGGCAUAAGUGUUGCGCUAUCGCCAGCUACCACCACGGUUACGAUGUCCAAAUCCAUGAUUACCAACGCAUCGUUUCGUACCAAGAAACUACCAGACGACAUCCCUAUUCAAGCUGGCCAAGUGGUACCCACAGAAGCAACGGAUAUACUUACAUCUAUAACAGAAGAAGGAGAAUCAGAUUCUACGCCCAUACAACGCGGUGGAGUUGUACGCACGUCCAAACCCAAGCUCAGCUCAUUUCCAGUACUCGGAAAAAAACCCAAAGAUAGCAAAGACAAAACUGUAAACAUGGCUGACAAAAAAGUUACACUGAAAGAAUCUUCUAAAGGAAUUUGGAAUUCGUUGAGUGGCGGUGGCGGAGAUAUGAUUGAUGGUCAACCUAAAACUAGCUCUGGGGAUGGAGUAGCAGACACCAAUGGUAGCCUAAAAGAUGAUAAAAUAUCCAUGAGCUCGAUACAGAAUAGCACGGAAAACUCUGACACUAGGUCGCAAGUUACAACUGAUUCAUUGGACAUUGAAACAACACCUCGUUUUGCUGCCAUGCAAGUAAGUUCUGUCUAAAAGAUUGUAUUUUUGAUGACUUCCAGUAUUGUCUUGUAUUUCAAGAAACAAUUUAGUAAUUUUAUGUAGGCAUAGUAUUUGGGUGAAUCAGCUGAGUUCAGUUUAAAAAGUUAUUUACAUAUAAUGCGUAUUAAUGUUAAUUUUUUUGUAAGAAACAGACUAUUAUUUGAUAUCGCAAGUCUUUCAAUACCUCUCAAUUAGUCUCUUGGAUAUAGUGUGUAUAAAGUAGGUUUUUGACGUCUGGAAAUCCUUUGGGCUUACCCACAGCCCAUGGGGACGACCAGUGUGUACUUUAUCUGGGACUCUACCCGCUUAAGAGUAGGCGCACACCGUUGAUUUUUAGUUGGCCGAUAGUUGUGCGCGUUUUUAAAUUGUAUGAAGAAUCGGCCAAAUCGAAUCGGCGUAGUGUGCGCACUCCCAUACAUGCCCAUACUGAUCAACUGCCCGACUAAACUAUCGGCCGACGAAAAAUCAACGGUGUGCGCCUACUCUAAAGGCGGCGCCUACCCACCAAAACCCGGUUUUUAAUAGAGGUUUUCUCCUCAUGGUCCUGUUAAAAAAGGACCCCCGCUCGACCGUAGCGGAUUACGGUCUACUCUAUAGAAACUCACUUAAGUUGAUUCACCUUUUUAUUUUUGUUUCACCUUUUUAUUUUUGUAGAUUAGCCGGUUUUGGUGUAUAGUCCCAGUUUGUCUACUGGAUACUAUUAGGUUGAAGCCAAACGAGCGUAAAUUUUUGAGUUGUGAGUUGCGUAAUUUCGGUCAUGUAAUUUCUGCUGCAUACGGUUUCAUACAAAAGUCCUGUUUCAUUCACACGAAGACGCAAAAUGAGUUGUUUUUCUUUGUUGUAAUUUCAGUGGCCGAAAUUCAGCGACUCACGACUCACAAACGCCCGUUUGACCACACCCUUAGAUCAUAUUAUGGUAUAAAUAACGAGUUAAUUAAAAUUCUUAAAUGUUUAAUGAUGUUACCAAGUUCCUGAUCGGAGUGUGUUUUGGUGUUAUGCCAAAAUUUGCAUGUAAUCUGAAAAUAUCAAACUGUUGUGUGAAAUUCUCCCUCGAAUCCUAAUUUAGAUAAAGGUGUUUUGGAGUCUGCUUUUAUAAUGCUCCAGACAUUCAUAG
This is a messenger RNA of Ostrinia furnacalis (Asian corn borer), 2916 nucleotides long. It is a transcript of the gene Hyccin, whose product is annotated as PI4KA lipid kinase complex subunit hyccin. Bases 297 to 1796 code for a protein of 499 amino acids. The transcript is spliced from 8 exons. Lineage: Eukaryota; Metazoa; Arthropoda; Insecta; Lepidoptera; Crambidae. Gene Ontology annotation, biological process: protein localization to plasma membrane; phosphatidylinositol phosphate biosynthetic process. Gene Ontology annotation, cellular component: plasma membrane. The record is from RefSeq and is a predicted model, not a curated record.